AUGCGAAGAGCAAUCGCUGUAAGCCAGUUAAUAUCAGUUGAAAGUGGAACGAAGUUCGGUACAAUGGGUACUGGCAACGGCAAACCGGAAGUUUUUUCAAAGUUCGAUCCGACUACUGUGAACAUUGGAAUAUUGGAUGUAGCUAGAGAUUUGUGUGCUGAAUAUUUGGGUGGAGCGUGGAGUUGCAUCGAUAGUGCGCAGAUCGUUUUGAAGAAGUUGAGUGGCGGUCUCACGAAUUUAGUGUUCCUCUGUGAGCUUUCUCAAGAUGUAGCUACUGUUGCGUGUGAACCAAGAUCGGUCCUGCUUCGAAUUCAGACCCAGUCUGACAGUUUGCAGUUGAUGAGAGAAGUUGCCAUAUUCAUGAAUUUAAGCGCUCAUAGCUUUGGACCAAAUCUCCUUGCCGUAUUUCCUGGUGGCCGAAUUGAAGAGUUCAUUCCAAGUCGAAAUCCUGGCAAAGAAGAAUAUCUUAGUGAUAGGCUUUUUCCACGUAUUGCGGAAAUGCUGGCCAAGGUACAUGCAAUCGAAAUGCCGCUGCCAAAGUCUCCACAAUAUGUACCGCUUGUUCAGUCUUUGUUAAUCAAAUGCCGCAACUACGGAGCACUGCCAAUACAUUUAGAAAAAGCUGCGAUACAUGAUGAUUUAGAGUUCCCUGACGUCAUUACCAUGGAUGAUCUUGAACACGAAUUUGAAGAGAUUAAAAAGUUUCUCAUUGAACAAGAAAGUCCCUCGGUGUUUUGUCAUAACGACCUUGUGCCGUCAAAUGUUCUGCUGAGAAAUGUUGAUGCGAAUGACCAAGAUGAAAGUGCUGAGGUGGAUCCAGAACGUUUGGUUUUGAUCGAUUUUGAAUUUGGCCUUUACAAUUACCGCGCCCUUGACAUCAGCAACAGUCUGGCAGAAUGCGGCAUGACCUAUGGUGUUGAUAAACAUCCAUUCUAUGAAGUGGACCUUGAUUUGAUGGAAGAUGAGAAAUUGUCGCGC
This is a messenger RNA of Haemonchus placei, 978 nucleotides long. The record is from the annotation of a GenBank genome assembly. Lineage: Eukaryota; Metazoa; Nematoda; Chromadorea; Rhabditida; Trichostrongylidae.